AUGGACGGAGUCGGAACCCGCCCCAAAGCGUGCCUAACCUGUGCCAAGGCCAAAGUACGAUGUUUACCGGAAAUCAAUGGUCCCUGUAAACGUUGUCGUCGCUUGGGAAAAGAAUGUGGAAAUCAAUUACCUGGAGCCCAUCGUCGUGAAAAAAGACCAGAUGUUGCUGCACUCGAGGCUAAAUUUGACCGCAUGGUCGCCAUGCUGGCUACCUCGGAACCAAAUUCCACAGAACGGGUAGAAAGUGGUCCAGCGAGAUCAUCGUCUACCUUCGAAGAUAACACCGUUACUCCCGAUGAAACAGAAGGCCAGCUAUUGAUGGAAGUCUUCUCCAAGAAAAUGCUCCCUCUCUUUCCAUUUCUUAUGAUCCAAUCCAAUGUCACAGCAGAGGAACUGCGCCGAGAGAAACCAUUCCUCUAUCUGAAUAUUUCAAUGGUCGCGUGCCAAAACGCUCGACGUCAGCGAGAAAUCGUGGAUGUGGUCCAAGCGUAUGUGGCCGAGCAUAUUGUCAUAAGAGGAGAACAUAGCCUGGAUCUGCUUCAGGGGCUUCUUGUCAAUGUGGCCUGGUUCAUUUCAGUUAGUCGUUCCCCGCGACACACUUCGUGUGACCAAUUCCCCGAUGCGCCCAAGGUCGAUGAGCAUUGUAAUCACGUCGUUCGGAACACUGCCCAGCUUGAUACCUUUGUGCACUUACUCGUGGCACAAUCAUACAGUUUGGGCCUAAAUCAAGAGCUGGCUUAUCAGAAAAACUUGAAUUAUCCUUUGACUUAUUUGAAAGAAACCAUGAACGAGGACCAUCAGAAUCCUGUUCGCACGCUGGAAGAGCGACGCACAUAUCUUGGGUGUUAUUAUCUAACUACCAUGCUGUCGACAUGUGUGAAAGAUUUGGGCCCGAUUAUUCGCUUUACAAGAUACACGGAUGAAUGUUGCAAUGUACUAGAUCAUGUCGCAGAAUAUCCCUCCGAUUCCUAUCUCGUACAGCUAGUCCGAGUGAUGAACCUCGCAGAUAGGAUCCAUCACACACUAUACAACACCGAGCUCCAUUCUUUAUCAGUUUCAUCAGCGCCUCCACCUCUUGGACUAAGCAUACGAUGGCUUGAGGCUGAGCUUAAGCAACUGAAAGCUAGCAUGCCGAGCGAGUCACCACACUCUGCCAUUCUACAACUUCAUUACAACACACUUGAGAUACAUCUGUAUCGAAUAGCCCUUAAUAACGAACCCUCCAAAUCCAACUACGGCGAUCAUCCUCUAAUGCGAUUGGAUCUUCUUUUCCGCUGCCUGGAAGUGACAAACUCCUCUCUCCAAACCACCCACUCUCUCCCCUCAUCUCUUUUCCCAUUCUUCCCAUUCAGCAUCAUGUGUCAAUUCGGAAAGGCAAUCAUCACUCUCUCCCAGCUUUUGCUCUACGACCAUCCCGGAUGGGACCGAGCAUAUGUGGAAAGCAUAAUGGACUUCAAUCAGACCAUCGAUCGUAUAGCUUGCAAGCUCCAAGAAGAACUGCCAUCUUUCGAACGGGCCGCCAAAGACUCAAAGGCCACUGAAUUGCCAGAGAUAUUUGGAAGAAUGGCCAAUCGCGCGAAGAUGCUCAAGAAUAUGCAUCGGCGGAGAAAAGAGGCACUGGAACAAAAUUCCCCGCAAACGAAUGUGCCCCCGAUCGAUUUCGACUUCAUGAUGAAUUAUCCCCUCGAUUUUUUGUUUCCUUUUGGUGAAACUCCACCGGUCUAUGGGGAGUAUAGUUGA
Messenger RNA from Penicillium concentricum, 1740 nucleotides. RefSeq names its product Zn(II)2Cys6 transcription factor. Gene Ontology annotation, biological process: regulation of DNA-templated transcription. The transcript has 5 exons. Gene Ontology annotation, molecular function: transcription cis-regulatory region binding; DNA-binding transcription factor activity, RNA polymerase II-specific; zinc ion binding. The coding region runs from base 1 to 1740 and encodes 579 amino acids. Gene Ontology annotation, cellular component: nucleus. NCBI's taxonomy places the organism in Eukaryota, Fungi, Ascomycota, Eurotiomycetes, Eurotiales, Aspergillaceae. The record is from RefSeq and is a predicted model, not a curated record.